CUUUCAACACAGUAGACCGAAACAUCGGUCAAAAAAAAAAAUAUCACUGAUCACUGUAGACCGGAAUAUCGGUCUCAGGCACAUGGUGAAAGUAAACAAGUUAUUCUUAGAAAUAGAAAGUUUUCUCUGCGCAAAAUCUUUCGCAAUGAAUUCUGGGUAGAUAGACAUAACAUCCAUUACCAAAUAUGGCAGACCACAUGGUAAGAAUCGCAGAGAAAAUAAGAAAUAUGAGACGAAUCUCGAAGAAAGAAAAGAAGAAAGCAAAGUGGCGAGUGACGGCGAAGAGUCAGAUCUUUCUGGGGACGAAAACUUUGAUGAUGUUGGAAAUUUUGACUUAGUCAACCUUCCCAGAUGACAACAAAAUGCACUCGAAAGGCAGUUCCGAGAUUUAGUUGGCGAAAGUGACGAGGAUUUGGACUUUGAAGGUUUUGAACCUGAGGACGCAUACAGGACCCCCGAGUUUGUUGACUGGGAGAAGACAGAAAACAGAAGAGAUAUUUAUCCAUUUCCUGGGUGUGUUGGCCCUGUCUGCGUUUUGGAUGUUUCAUGCAAAGCUGUAGACUUUUUUCAAAUGUUUUAUUCCCAGGAAUUAUUUGAAAAAAUAGUGGAAUAUACCAACCUAAGCGCUGCAACAAAACGAACCGCUGACCCAGAAUAUCACAAUGGGUCUUGGACUGAUGUUACUGUGGAAGAGAUGAAGGCAUAUUAUGGAAUUCUACUACUGAUGGAGGUCAUGACAUUUGAAAGAGAUGAACUUUAUUGGUAUAACAAUGAGAAAUACUGGGUGAUUGGGUCCAAAAUUGGAGAAAUAAUGACCAGAGACCGCUACAUUCAAAUCAAGCGUUACCUUCACUUUAGCGAUGACAGAAACAACAAUGAUGACAAACUACACAAAGUAAGAAUGAUUUUAGACACCCUAAGAUCAUCAUUCCAGCAGGAAUACAUCCCACAUCAACAUGUAUCUGUUGAUGAAGCUAUGAUUCCAUUCAAAGGGCGACUUGGCAUGAAGCAGUACAUGAAAGACAAGCCUAUAAAGUUCGGAAUCAAAAUGUGGGUAGCAGCAGACGCAGUAACAGCCUACUGUCACAAUUUUGAAAUUUAUGUUGGGAGGAAUAACGAUGUCAUAAUCAACAGGAAACUGGGACUCUCCUCACGAGUAGUCAUCGGAAUGACAAAGCCACUGGAAAAUAAAGGGUACGUCAUUUACACGGACAAUUUUUAUACUAGUCCGACUUUGGCUGACUAUUUGUAUAACACUUAUCUCUGUGGUACAGUUAGGCCCAGCAGAAAAGGAUAUCCCAAAGCCAUGAUUCCUACAGCAAGAGAUGCACGGAGAAUGCCACGAGGUACGUCGGACUGGCUGAUGUGUGGACCGUUGUUGGCACAAUAUUGGAAGGACAUUCGCCUCAUGUAUUAUCUAGCGUCAUACCACAGACCAGAAGAAGAUGAUCUCGUCACCACCAGAAAGAACAAAGAUGGCACUGAAGUUGAGAUUCCUGUCACACCAACAGUGAAGGGUUAUGCUGCAUACAUGGCUGGUGUUGACAGACUUGAUCAGAUGUCGAAGAUGAACAAGUCCAAGAAAUCCCUUCGCUGGUACCGCAAGAUUGAAAUCCGCCUGCGAGAAAUAGCUCUGUACAAUUCAUAUAUCUUAGAGGGAACAGUUUUGGACCACAAUCCAAGAAACAAAAGGAAACGAGACAUGCUCAGCUAUCGACUUGAUGUUGCCCACCAACUUAUAGGGGAUUACCGCCAGGAAAGGAGAGGAUUCAAACGUGCGCGUUCACUUGAUGCACAACCAGAGAUUCGACUUGACGAAAAAUCCCACUGGCCUGCAGGUACUGGAAGUGGCAAUACAGUGUGUGUUUUGUGCAACAAGAAACAUGUGUUGUACAAAAACAGUCAUCCUGGAUGUUCUGUGGCCGAAAAUCCAAUGAAACGAACAAAAACCACCAUGAAAUGCGAAAAAUGCAAUGUUUCUUUGUGUUGUAAUGCAAGACGCACUUGCUUCAAAGACUACCACACAAAAGUCUAUUACUGGCAGUAG
Saccostrea echinata is the source of this 2047-nucleotide messenger RNA. RefSeq names its product piggyBac transposable element-derived protein 4-like. The coding region runs from base 572 to 2047 and encodes 491 amino acids. The transcript has a single exon. Lineage: Eukaryota; Metazoa; Mollusca; Bivalvia; Ostreida; Ostreidae. The record is from RefSeq and is a predicted model, not a curated record.